AUGGCUCCCCGUCAAUUCGAUCCCACUUUCACCCCCUCUGUCAUCAAUGGCAUGGGUCCCAAGACUCCCGAGCGUGCUCGUGUUGUUCUGGGCUCUCUGAUCAAGCACAUCCACGACUUUGCUCGUGAGGUCGAGCUCACCUCCGCCGAGUGGAUGCUCGGUGUUGAGUUCAUCAACUCCAUCGGACAGAUCAGCACUCCCAUCCGUAACGAGGGCCACCGCAUUUGCGAUGUUAUCGGCCUUGAAUCCCUUGUCGAUGAGAUCGCCAACAAGAUCAUCACCGAGGACGGUGUCUCCCCCACCUCCAACGUUAUCCUCGGACCCUUCUGGUCCCCCAACGCCCCCUUCCGCGCUCUCGGCGACAGCAUUAUCCAGGACCCCAAGCCCAAUGGUCGUGUCACUUUCAUGCACGGUGCCAUUAAGGAUAUGGAGACCGGCAAGCCGAUCGCCGGUGCCGUCCUCGACAUCUGGCAAGCUUCCGCCAACGGCCAGUACGAUUUCCAGGACCCCACCCAGAGCGAAAACAACCUGCGCGGCAAGUUCACCUCCAACGAGAACGGAGAGUUCAACUGGUACUGCUACCACCCCACUCCCUACUCUUUGCCCACCGACGGCCCCGCCGGUGUCCUCCUCGGCCUCAUGGACCGCUCCCCCAUGCGUCCCGCCCACAUCCACUUGAUGAUCACCCACCCCGAAUACGCCACCGUCAUCAACCAGAUCUACCCCAGCGAUGACCCCCACCUUGCCAUUGACUCCGUCUUCGCCGUCAAGGAUGAUCUCGUUGUGGACUUCAAGCCCAAGACCGAUGACCCCAAGGCCACCCUCGACCUGGAGUACAACGUCAAGAUGGCUCUCAAGAAGCACCACCCCAACCCCAACUCCGCUCCCCCCGUGUCCUCCUUCGAGCGCCACGCCAAGGCGGCUGCUGGCAAGCUCUAA
Messenger RNA from Penicillium olsonii, 939 nucleotides. Lineage: Eukaryota; Fungi; Ascomycota; Eurotiomycetes; Eurotiales; Aspergillaceae. The record is from the annotation of a GenBank genome assembly.